Carassius auratus (goldfish) is the source of this 1885-nucleotide messenger RNA. RefSeq names its product immune-associated nucleotide-binding protein 13-like. Bases 44 to 1885 code for a protein of 613 amino acids. The transcript has 3 exons. Gene Ontology annotation, molecular function: GTP binding. The record is from RefSeq and is a predicted model, not a curated record. NCBI's taxonomy places the organism in Eukaryota, Metazoa, Chordata, Actinopteri, Cypriniformes, Cyprinidae.
UGGAAGUGAUGCUGCUCUGAAAGCCUCUGUAUUGAAAUGUUUCAUGGGGAAAAAAACACUUUCCAUCUCACGUCAGACAUUCAGCUCAGUGUGCGUGAUGGAGGAGGAGAAAAUUCAUGGUCGUCAGAUCAGUGUGGUGCAGCUUCCAGCUCUGACUUGUCUCUCAGAGGAGGAAGUGAUGCGUCAGACUCUCAACUGUGUGUCUCUCUGUGAUCCUGGAGUUCAUGUUUUCCUCCUCAUUGUUCCUGAUGCUCCACUGACUGAUGAAGACAAAGCAGAAAUAGAGAAGAUCCAGAGGAUAUUUGACUCUAGAGAGCAUUUAAUGCUGCUUUUCACCACAGAUCUCACUGUUGGGACACUAGUGACAGAUUUAAUCAAAUCCAGACCAGAAUCUCAGAGGUUAAUCAGUCUCUAUGGAGGUCAGUACAGAGUGAUGGGGUUAAAGGAACCUGAAAACUCCAGACAAAUCCCAGAACUACUGGAAUAUAUAGAGAACAUGAAGACUGAACCGUAUUCACUUCAGAUGUAUGUGAAAGCUCAGGAGAACAGAAUAAGACAUGAACUGGAGGAAAAACAUAAAAAAGAACUGAAGAGAAUGGAGAAUGAAAAUAAAGAGUUAAAGCAGAAAAUUCAACCAGAAGGUGCUGAAGGUGAAACAGAUGAUCUGGAGCAACUGAGGAUUGUGCUGAUUGGGAGAACAGGAAGCGGAAAGAGUGCAACAGGAAACACUAUUUUGGGAAGAAAUGAGUUUCAGAGCCAAUUAAGCCUGGAUUCAGUGACAACUGUUUGUAAAAAGAGAAUUGGAGAAGUUGAUGGUCGAUCAGUAGCUGUUAUUGAUACUCCAGGACUCUUUGACACAUCACUGUCAAAUGAUCAAGUAGCAGAAGAAAUAAUGAAAUGUGUUUCACUCUCAUCUCCUGGACCUCAUGUGUUUGUCAUUGUGUUGAGUGUGGGGAGAUUCACCAAGGAAGAAGCAGACACUGUGGAUCUGAUAAAGAAGAUCUUCGGUCCAAAAGCUGCUCAGUUCAGCAUCGUUCUGUUCACUAGAGGAGACGAACUCGAGGGUGAAUCUGUAGAAGAUUAUGUGGAGAGAAGUAAGUCUGCUGAACUGAAGAAACUGAUCAGAGAUUGUGGAAACAGAUUCUUGGCUUUCAAUAACAGAGAAAAACAAGACAGAACUCAAGUGAGCCGACUGUUAAAGAUGAUAGAAGAGGUGAAGAACAGUAAUCAGGGUCGAUACUUCACUAACAGCAUGUUUGAGGAGGCUGAGAUGUCCAUUAAGAAGAGAAUGGAGGAAAUACUAAAAGAGAGAGAAAGAGAAGUUCAGAUUCAAAGAGAAGAAUUAGAAGCCAAAUAUGAGCUGGGCAUGAGAGACAUGAUGAAGAGACUCGAGGAAGAAAAACAGAGCGCAGAUGAAGAGAGAAUAAAGAUGGAGAAUCACUUCAGAGAAAAAGAGGAACAACUCAGAAAAGAGUUUAAAGAAAAAGAAAAAUCAGAACGGAAGAAACGAGAGAUUGAAAACCAGAAACGAUUAGAAGAGAAAAUUCUAAGAGCUGAAUAUCAUCAAAAAAUAGAAGAAAUGAAGAGAGAGAUUGAAAAUCAGAGAUCAGAGUAUGAAAAACAGAAACAAGAAAGAGAAGAUGAAGACAGAAAGAGAGAAGAGAGAUACAGACGAGAUCAAGAAAAAAUUAAACAUGAACAAGAAUGUAUUUUAGCAGAAUUAAGGAUGAAACAAGAAGAAGAAAUAAAAAAGAGAGAAUCAGAAAAAGAGAUUCAAGAGGAAAUUAAACGACAACAGAGAGAAUGGGAGGAUGAAAAGAAACGACAGAUGAGAGAACGAGAGGAAGAGGAAAAAAGAGAAAAGAGAAACAUGAGGAGCAACUGA